This is a messenger RNA of Closterium sp. Naga37s-1, 987 nucleotides long. The record is from the annotation of a GenBank genome assembly. NCBI's taxonomy places the organism in Eukaryota, Viridiplantae, Streptophyta, Zygnematophyceae, Desmidiales, Closteriaceae.
AUGCGCCUGUCGAUGGCGGAAGCGAGGGGGAGUCGGACGCGCCAGCUGCGCCGAGCGAUUGCUGAUGUCAUCCUCCGCGGAAGCGGGGCCGGCGGACUGUGCCCCGCACCCGGCGCUGCUUCUCCCGACGCUCCCGCAUCUCCCAGCGAGGCUGCGCCGCUGCCAGUAGUUACCACUCAAGCCUCCAAUCCCGUCGGCAGGACGCUCGCCCGUGGCCCGCUGCCAAUGCCCUUUCGCCUGCUCAUCGCCAAAGUUGCUGCUCCCGCUGCGCCUGCUUCACUAGCCACCGUGCCAGAAGCAGCAGCUUGCAUGAACUACUUUGACAACUCAGGUGAUGACAUGGCGGGUUUUCGCGAAAUCCCCGCUUGCGGAGGCGCGAAUGGGGAGGCAGAUCAUGACGCGGACGACUGGAUGCCGCGCAAUCGCGGGCGCAAGGACCGGCAUGCGGCGGGCGAGCGCAUCAAGGCGCGGAGCAUGGCGGGGAGGCAGAGGCGGGAGAGGAUCAGUGAGGGGCUGCAGAAGCUGCGGUUGGUGGUGCGCGGCCAUGGGGACACUGCUACCAUGCUCGAUAAAGCUGUUGCAUGUGUCGACGCGUUGCAGCGCAGAGUGACCGCACUGGAAACCGCCCUGCUGCUGCACCAGGCGUGUGCCUCUCUCUCUCCCGUUCUUUCACGGUUGGAGGAGCGCAAGGAGAAUGUGGGGAAGCUGAGGAAGCUGCGGUUUGAGGCGGAGAACAAGUAUGACGCGACGCAUGCGAUGGGGGAGAAGAUGAAGGAGAAGAUGGCGGAGUGUGAGGAGACCACCGCCAAGAACGCUGCUGAGCGGGAGAAGGAGAAGAGCCAACUCAUGGCACAGGUGCAUGAACUGGAGAACAAGGUACAUGAGCUGGAGAACAAGGUGAAGGAGCUGCAAGCGAAGCUGGGCAUCAGUGAGGAGAGCAUCACUCGUGAUGACACCAGCAGUGACGGCAACACCAGUGACAACUAA